Eutrema salsugineum is the source of this 852-nucleotide messenger RNA. Its product is annotated as kelch repeat-containing protein At1g19470. The coding region runs from base 9 to 527 and encodes 172 amino acids. Lineage: Eukaryota; Viridiplantae; Streptophyta; Magnoliopsida; Brassicales; Brassicaceae. The transcript is spliced from 2 exons. The record is from RefSeq and is a predicted model, not a curated record. Gene Ontology annotation, molecular function: protein binding.
GUGCGGUGAUGGAGGAGAAGAUUUACAUGCUGGAUCCUGAUCGUUGUUUGAUUUACAAUCCCAGGGGAGGUGUUUGGGAAACUAGAGUUGAAGAAUUGAAGCGUUUGUGGAAAGCAUCGUCUUGUGUGGUUGAUGAUAGGUUGUAUUCGAUCGAUCCUGCGUGUAGUCCUGGAAGUCCAUUGGUCGUAUAUGAUCCAAAGGAGAGGACUUGGAGACCUGUGAGAGGUGUGUAUGGUUUGCCUAAUAGUAUUAAUAUCUCUGAUCAUGACUGUAAAAUGGCAAAUCUUGGUGGGAAGCUGGUGGUUUUGGCUAGUAAGAGCCCGUUCUUUAGGUCUGAUCAUCACGGCGUAGAAGAGAUUUGGUGCGUAGAGAUCAAUUUGAAAAGACGUCAAGGUGGUGAGAUUUGGGGGAAUGUGGAAUCAAUCAAUCGUGUGCUUACAUCAAUCGAGUCGCCUUACAUUGAGCAUUGUCGAACUGUUCCUUUGAUGAUGCUUGGGAUUGGUGUUCUUGCAGGUGAAUCAAAGUGACUCAGAAGCUGUAUCUGACACCUCAAGAGUAACUCUUACUUCUUUACCUCUCUGCACAGUGUAUAUACUCUUUACAGAAUUAGCCUUGAGUAGAUUUCUUGAGCUGUAUAGAAGGUGGGCUAUUCCUUUAGCUGCCUUUAUACAAUAGUUCUUACGAAAUUUGUUGUUGAAUUGCAUCUCUGCACAGUGUUGAUGAUACAUGAUACUCUUACAGAAUUAGCCUUGAGUAGAUUUCUUGUAGCUGCCUUUAUAGAAAAAUUCUUAUGACAUUUGUUGUUGAAAUACAUCUUUAGUUAGCUAUGUUUUGGGGGUUUUGUGCCAGUGC